UAGACUUUCCGGAUGCAGCAGACAGCUCUCUUCUGGCCUCUGACUACAUCAUGUUGAGAUUCCGAACGAUGUACUUCGACCGCAGCUCGGUCCUUUCGCUCUGGAUCUCUGGGCCACGUUAGGCAAGUUAAGGGAAACGAAUCCCGCCAGAGACACCUCCGUUCCAGCACGACUCCGUUCCCCGCAACCCGACGUUCCUCUACGACAUUAUUGUCUACAAUUACAUUGUUCGAGAUGUCGUCGUGGACGGACAUCUGGUAAUAAUCGCUCUUGGGAAAGGAACUUGAUCGUAUGCGGUCUCAGUAAUGGCCGCGACGAGAGACAAUGUCGGCGACGAUGCGCACCCCUCUGUCCCGAGCGAGCACAAUGACAAUCCCAACAAUCGAGACAAUCGAGACAAUCGCGACAAUCGCGACGCAACAGAACUGGACGAGAUCCACAUCACCGAUGACAAUCAGACGUCGUCCAGCGUUUCAGUCUCCUCGGAUGAAGACCGCAUAACCGCCCGACGGACACGGUCACAGUCGCAAUCGCAAGCCAGCCAGCGCAGCAACGUCCACGGUCGAUUUAGCGCUACCAGGAAAUUCUGGACAAGGAGCAUAGUGUUGACUGUUCCGCAGAAGUCGAGUCGCGAUCACCUUGCUCUUGAGCGGACAUUCCUAGCGUACAUUCGUACCUCCGUCGCGACCUCCAUGCUAGGCGUCCUCAUUGCGCAACUCUUCCGCCUGCAACGCGAGAGAUUAUCUCCGCCGCCACACGGCUUUGGAUUCUAUACUGUGGGCAUUCCCCUCUCAAUAGCCUGCCACGGUGUAGCCAUUCUCAUUGCGGCCCUGGGCGCACACCGGUUCUGGAAACAACAGCAUGCGAUCGCCCUGGGGAAGGUAUAUGCCGGUGGGUGGGAGUUGUAUUGUAUUGCGGCCUUGAUAACUGCGGUGGUCAUAACGAUAUUCGUCCUCGCGAUCGCGAUCUUGGCCAUUCGCGAGCAUUCAUAGCGGAGUUGUCUGCUGAAUUACACAUGAUGUCGACAUUCGUCUGCUGUUGUAAAUGCGCUCUUCCCCAUAAUUACGAUUGCGGUUUGUCUAGUACUGCCUGUUGGAUCAGGUCUCUUGAUAUCCUCUUCUCAAACAAAUUCCGUGAUGUGUUUGGUGGUUUUAUGCGGUUUUCUAUCCCCGCUUUAUUCGCUAGUUUGGCAAUCUCAUCUCGAUAGACAAGGAUAAAUCAAAUGUAUUCAUAGUAACUAUCAAUCAAUCUUGCUUACAAUCCAGAA
This is a messenger RNA of Paecilomyces variotii, 1267 nucleotides long. RefSeq lists its product as hypothetical. Bases 306 to 992 code for a protein of 228 amino acids. NCBI's taxonomy places the organism in Eukaryota, Fungi, Ascomycota, Eurotiomycetes, Eurotiales, Thermoascaceae. The transcript is spliced from 3 exons. The record is from RefSeq and is a predicted model, not a curated record.